AUGCUCAACCCCGAAACGGGUGAGCCUGACGCCUCCGUACUUGAACGGAUGAUAGGCAUGAGCCGGGCCUUUCGGCGACUGCAGACCAAGGUGAAGCCUGGUGCGCGGUUGAUGGAUUUUCAAAGAACCUCCACUGGUCGCCUGAAACUCCUCCUCAAGGACUUAUACAACUGCCAUCAACGCUUACUUAAAAAGUCGAAAGGGAAAGACAGCAUCAGCAGCUGGGAAUGGGGCAUUUUCCUUGAAGUCGACGCAGCAUGGUAUGAGCCCACUAGCAGGGUUGCCCAACGCUUCAGUGAGUUUUCCCAAGAAGAUCAGAAAGUACUGGAUGCCAUGCUCGAAAAACGGCUGGACUGGCUUGAGACAUCCAAAGGCUGGGAGGCCAACAUUCGAGACUUCAUAAAGGCUCGCACGUACGUAAAGCAGCUGAGUGGCAUGGUAGGGAUCCUGCUCGAUCAGCUGACGCAAUGGGACAGUCUCGGCGAAGACGAGAAGCAGGUGUUGUCGGACUGCGCCUAUGCCGUCGCCACACCGUUUGGCAACGAGAUCCUAGGCAUCUUCGUGACGCGCCAACCAGAGCUGAUGGCGUACUACUCAACCAUGCUGGAAGACGAAAGAAAGUCCAAGCAGGUUUUCAAGGAUGCACUCGAAGAGCUGCCAGAUUUGCCCGAGGCGGUCACCGAACCUCCCGCAGCUAUUGUCUCCUCUGCCGCCCCGCUGAGCCUGUUUAAUCUCUACAGCGAGCUCUUCCAGUUGGCGGAACAAGCUAAAUCCGAUUCAGGCAACCUCCGAUAUGCGGAGCAAAUCGAGGCUCUGAUCACCUCGAACCUUCCUCGCCUGAAAGAGGAGUACUCACUCAGCGAUGAUGCCGUUCGAAAAAUACUGACUGAGUGCAUCGAUGCCCUGAUCAAAAUCGGCAGAGAGCUGUCACACCAGAUUUUCGAUGACGGUGAAUUCCUGUGCGCGUUCAAGGCCGCCUGGUUGGAGUACUUCAAUGAGCGGUUACAGGAUGAGGUACCGGAAACCUUCCUGGCUGAUUUGACCGAAGAGCGAGAGGUAGAGUCGGAGGGAAUCAAAUCCCGCCUUCAAAAGGCUGAAGCGCUUUGCGUCCAAAUCGAAAAUGACCUGGUAGGCUUGAACGAGAAGCUAAAAGUUGCCAAUUUCCGUGAAAAGAGCGAAUUACGCAGCAGCAUUACCGUGGCUGAAGAGUCGCGCGCAAGAAGCCACAGACUGCAGCAAGAAGUCGAACAGGAAGGCUGUGAUCUGCUGCUGCCUCCCGGCUACCUGCUCGAAACAUUGGACGCUGAGGGUGAGGGGCUUGUACUGACUCCUGAUGCUUAUCAUCCCUCAGCCAAGAUCGCACUUAAGGCAUGGUCAACAACCGCUUUGGGUGGCCUGGCGUCCUCUACCCUCCCCGUUCAUCCCAAACCCGACAGCGAUUUGACCGCUGAAGACCAGCAGGCGAGCUCAGCGUUUGAAACGGAUUCGGCUGAAGCUGAAGCGAGUAAUAAAGAGCCAGAGCCCCUUGACGAGCCUGAACUAGUUACUGAACCCGAAACGAUCGAAGCUCCUGAGCCCGAUCCUGAGCCUUUAGUCGGCUCAGUGGUUGAGCCUGUCUCCGAGUCUGAUGAACAGGCUGAAGACCAUAACUUAGCUUCAAGCCCCAUCGAAGUCACCGCCGCUGUAGAGGAGCCAGACGGGUUCAUGUCGGCUGAUUCGGCGGAAGAUGACGUCAACAUUUCUCAGUUUUUCAACAAGCCAACGAAAGCGCGUGAGCGACUGGAGCAUUGCCAGCAAACAAUGGAUGUCGUUCCAGCCAUUGCCGUCGAGAACCUCGCAUUGCUAUGGAUGAAACGUGGCGAACUUCCUCUAGCCAGCAAGACGCUGGAAAUCGCUGGGCGAAUGGGCCUGGCAGGAGAUCUGUUAUCGCUGCCACUGGUUCAGGCCGCGUACCACGGCAUGCAUGUUUGGCGUGGCGAUACUGCAACCGUAACCCGGGUUCAGCAGAACCUGCACCAGCUUUCCUCGGAGAUCAUCGAGGGUUGGAUCUAUCGACGCCCAGGGGGACGCGUUGUUCCCUAUCUGGUGUUUGCCGCCACCCUGCAGCCGACGCUGUUUUUCGGCAUGAUGACCAACGCACCACGCCUGCUCGCAUCCGUCCUGAGCAACUUCGACGGCCCCGUUUCCAGGCUGAUCGAAGAAGUCGUCGAUUUCUCGAGCCACAACACCCGGAUGGAUGUGGACACCCUCCGGGAACAGCCAACAAGCAACGACAAGGAUGCGCGAGACAAGCGCGCAGCACGCCUUGUUGAAUGGCAAGACCGUAUCCAGAACAAGCAAACUGGCUGGGCCCCGGCACGCAAAGCGAUGAAGGAAUGCUUGGCGCGCGCCGAUUUUAUUCUCACCUACGAGAGCAUCAUCAAAGAUGAUGCAUCGCGGAUCGACGAGGUUCGUGCGUUUGCUGAUCUGUACCGAGACAAGGACGAGCAGUUCCGUCUCAUGACUGCUGAAAUUCAUAAGGUGAUGAACGAAAGCACCGCUGCUCCUCAAAUCGAAGGCAACGCUCGGAACUGGUUCCUGCGCUCGGUCGACGAGAUCGUGGAAGUCGCGGAUGAAUGGAUCGAAGUUCACAGCCUGUUGGGACAGCGUACCAGUGAGGUCAGCAAGUUCGCUCCACGCUUCCUGACAAUGCUUUCGGCAGCAUCCGCCCACUUAGAGGAGCGCUACCAGAGCACCGAUGACCCAGAACAGCUUGCUGGCCUGCACCUCGCCAUCGCAGUCCUGCAACGCAUCAAUAAUGUGGUGGAGCGCAAUGAAGAGACCAUCUGGGAGGUCUCGCGCAUCAACGGUUGGCUUCAAUGGCCAACUGAGUGGCUUGCGACCUCAACAGACGACAACGCAUCCCACCAGCUAGCGCUUCUGACGAAACUGCUUGAGGACGGCAUGAGCGAUUUGGAACUCGCCGACCAGGCUCUGGAGCGCAAGAAUUUCCGCCAUGCGUUGCUUCUGACGCUCAAUUAUCAAGACUCGUACAAGGGAUCGAUGACUGAGAACAUCGAGGCGAUCAAGCGCGCCUUCUCGGAAGAAGUGCACCAGUGCAAUGUCCGAAGCGAUAUGCUGAGGGGAUUGUUGGAUCACGCCAACAUUGCCUCGCUGAUCGACGAUGAGCGGCAUUACCAACUGCGCGGCGAGCUUGAGCACCUUCAGGAUCAGCUCAAGAACCUUCGAGCUCUGGAUGACCUCGGCGAGAUCCAUCAGAGCUUGGACACGCUUCAAUCCAGCAUCGAAACCAAGUUCUCUACCAAGAAAGAGCUCCUUGAGGAGGCACUGGAAGCGCUGGUCAAUCAAGCGUUGAUAGAUCGCGGCGUAGAUUGGGUGCCUGCAACCUGGCUUGAGCAGAUCCGCGCAGCGCUUAGUACUCAUGACACGACCGUCGUCGAGGAGAUGCUUGAGCAUUUGAAGCACUCCCUGGAUAAGGGUGAGCCCCUGCAGAGCGAUACUGAAUCGGGUACCGAGCUGCUAAAGCGCUUCCUCCUUCUAGAGCCUCAGCUGUAUUCGGUUUUGAGUGACAACCACAAUCCACGUGAAGUGAUCCGUCAUUUAUCGAGCGCAAGGCUGCCCGGUUUGUCUCUGGAAGCGAUCCCAUCCUGCUUCAAACAGGCUAUUGAGGAUCUGAUCAGCCUACGCCGUCGCGUUAAAUCGUUGGACAAGGUUACCUACGAAGAACUGGUGCAUGUCCUUUGUGCAUUAGGCUUGGACGCCGUUACCCCCGCCUUCAACAACUCAACAUUGAUGCGUACUGGCUUUUUAUCCAGGGGGCGUAUCGCCCAUCUCACCCUCGCUGUGAAAUGGCGUGACACAGGGCGAGGCAUCGUGUUCUUCGAUCAGAAAUCGGAAGUGCAGGCCAUCAAUGUGCUGCUCGCAAACUCCGAGUGGACGCUGGCUGAGCUGCGUAAGGUACUCACUGAGCAAACUCAGUUCCUGCACGAUCGCACAGUCCUGAUCUCAACGCGGGAGCUCUCGAAUGAUGAGCGCAACGAGCUGGCCAAAUUCUCCAAGCAGCAGCGGCACACGUUGCUUCAUGUUGAUCCCGUCCUCCUGGCGAUGCUUGCCGGCGUUGGUGAUUCGGAUCACCAACGCCUCAAGACCUUCCUGCAGCUGAGCUUGCCAUGGACGUUCAGCAACCCUUACACCGGUGAGCAAAUGCAGCCGGCACCGCCAGAAAUGCGUUACGGACGGCAGAACGACGUCAAGUCCCUGAUCACCAUGCGCAACGGCGCAGCCAUGAUCUUCGGCGGUCGCCAACUGGGUAAGACGACGUUGUUGAACGAAACUCAACGACGGUUCCACAACCCUGAUCAGCGCCACCAUGCCUUUCUGUUCCAGAUGGACGGAAACCUGGAUCGCGCGAACCUGUCUGGCAACGAGCUAGAAAAGCACCGUAAUCGCGUCUGGGCGAACAUCUACAGUGCUGCUGUGUCCGCCGGGAUGGUUAAUGAAGCGCCUAGUCUCGACGCAGCCCAAAUGAGCGACGCGCUGCGCGAGUACUUCGCGAAAGACAACCCUGACGCGCUCAUGGUCUGUCUCGAUGAAAUCGACCCGAUUCUGGGGCUUGAUGCUGCCAACGGCUUCCGUAUUUUCCGAGAGCUCAGUGGUCUCGUUAACAACAGCAAUGGCCGCUUCAAAGUUGUGAUUGCGGGCCUUGAGAACGUUCGCCGAUUCGCGGACGCGCCGAACUAUCCGUUGCAUCAACUCGGUAGUGCGAUCCAGGUCUCGAUCAUGAGCCCUGCAGAGGCGCUACAACUCAUUCGCGAACCUCUUGGGCAUCUGGGAUAUGAGUUUGAAUCCCCCUUGGUGAUGAACAGGAUUCUUGUCGAAACCAAUCGACAUCCCGGUCUGAUUCACAUCAUCUGCCAUGAACUGAUUCGCAUCUUGAAUGCCCGCCAUAGCAGUCGGGUUGGGUCGAUCGUCAUCACAGCUGAUGACAUCGAACAGAUCCGAAAAGAUGCAGGGAUUCGGCAGCUCAUCUGCGACCGCUUCGACAUCACGCUGAACCUCGAUCUGCGCUAUAAGCUGAUUGCGUACAGCCUGAUUUCACAUAGCACCAGCACCUUCUCGCCUAGCCUCGCCAAGGCCAUUGUGCGGGAGUGGGCUCCGCACAUUUUCGAACCAAUGACCGAUGCACAAUUUGAAGCAUUCCUGGACGAACUGUGUGGUCUCGGAGUCUUGCAGCAAACGCGACGCCGGGAGGGUGGCAAGGAGUACGCCCUGCGCAACGCCAACAUCAUGAACCUGAUUGGCGGGCAACAGCGAAUUGAAGAUAAGUUGCUGGAUGCGGUUGAUGCAAUUAAUGAGAACGACGCCCUGUCAGCGCACGCUUUCCCAGGAAACGCUACUCGUCCUUCACCCCUGACGCUUCGGGACGAGAAAUUGCUCAUCAGCGAAGAGGUACGAGAGAAGCCUACGUUCGGUGCCAUUGAGGCACGCUCUUCAAACUACUCCGUGGGCAUCAUCACGGGCUCCGAAGCCCUGGGACUCAACCCUCAGUGGAUGAUUGAGUCUCUCUUGGCGAUUGGCGAAGAAGAGCCGGAGCUCAACGCGAACCAGACCUCCGGUCGUUACUUUCCUGCCCACAAGAAAGACACCGACCUGGCCAGCGCCAGUGAAUUCAAGAAGCUGCUGGUCGAUGGCGUCAUGGGUGUUCAAGCCCUACGCAAGCACAUCAUGCUGUUUGUGGAAAUCACUGGUGAUCAGCCCAUCAGCAUGGCGCUAGAUUUGCUCGACGUAGCCCAUGAGGCGCGCCUGAUCACCAACGCCAAACGCAAUCGCGUUCGUGUCAUUUUCCUUAUGUCACCACGCGCUCUGUGGCAGUGGGAGUCUCAUCCACAGCUGAUUGAAGGUCGCGAAGCCAUGCAGCCCUUCAUCGCCCUGGAUGUAUGGAAGAAGACCGCUCUGAUUCACCUACUGAACAAGCUUGAGCUUGAAAACACCUCUACCUCGACCAAUACGUUGCAAGACUUCAGCCAGGGCUGGUACUUCUCCCUGGACAGGCUGCUGGCGGCCAAGAAGAAGAAGCCCGAGAUUGUGAAGGUAAACGGCUUCGGUGCGGCUUAUACAUCGCUGCUUCAGGCCAAAUCCAAAAGCAUGGAUGAAUUCCUUGGCAAAGCGGGUGUAACCGCCGUCAGCUGGGCGCGGCAUGUGUUGAGCGCACUGUGUGAACAAGAGCGCUUUGACGAAGAAGAUAUCGAGCUGCAGCUCAUGGACUCGUAUGGAGAUGUCAAUCCACAGCAGGCGCUUCGUUGGCUGACACGUCUGCGCCUGAUCGCCCCAUGCGAAGGCGUGACGAAGAAGAAACUCUAUAAAGUCCCAGACAGCAUCAAAGCUGCCCUGCUCGUUAAAUCGCCGCAAGAAGCCAAGGCU
This is a messenger RNA of Mesorhabditis spiculigera, 6420 nucleotides long. Lineage: Eukaryota; Metazoa; Nematoda; Chromadorea; Rhabditida; Rhabditidae. The record is from the annotation of a GenBank genome assembly.